AUGGUUGAAAUCCUUACGAAUUUCUCACUAGUGUCAGUGGUGGAAAUACACACUUCCCUCCAUAUCUAUCUAUCUAUCUAUCUAUCUAUCUAUCUAUCUAUCUAUCUAUCUAUCUAUCUAUCUAUCUAUCUAUCUAUCAAUCUCUAUAUAUAUAUAUAUAUAUAUAUAUAUAUAUGUACGCCUCCUGUGGGCAACCUGGUGUUUGACUGUCAGCUUUUGUGCGUUUCCAGACCCCCACCCGUUUCUUACUUAUUUUUCAGUCGCCUGUGGAUUCUUCCGCAAUUUGGACUCGUAUUUUUAUAUUGUUUCUUUAUUUCCUUUCUUUACCGUCUCUCUGCUGCAUUACAUUUUCUCGCCAAAUCAAAAAUCGCUCAGCUUGAAACUACUCUUUCUUCGUUUUCUUUUCUUUUACCCCCUCUUUCUUUCACAACUACUACUACUACUACUACUAUUUCUUCUACCGCCUUAUUUAAACACGCUUUUCGACUCCUCCUUUAA
This is a messenger RNA of Acanthosepion pharaonis, 498 nucleotides long. The record is from the annotation of a GenBank genome assembly. Lineage: Eukaryota; Metazoa; Mollusca; Cephalopoda; Sepiida; Sepiidae.